CAGGUGCUGUGCGCAGGCGCGGAAAGGUCCCAGGCCUGGACUGAGCGCCGGCGUCGCGGAGCUACGGGAUCGGUUGGAAAUGGCAGAGGUGGAGGAGACACUGAAGCGACUUCAGAGCCAGAAGGGAGUACAGGGCAUCAUCGUGGUGAACACAGAAGGCAUUCCCAUCAAGAGCACCAUGGACAAUCCCACUACCACACAGUAUGCCAACCUCAUGCACAACUUCAUCUUGAAGGCCCGGAGCACCGUGCGUGAAAUUGACCCCCAGAAUGACCUCACCUUCCUUCGAAUUCGCUCCAAGAAAAAUGAAAUUAUGGUUGCACCAGAUAAAGACUAUUUCCUGAUUGUGAUUCAGAAUCCAACUGAAUAAGCUACUCUCUUGGCUUACUGCGUCAUUCCUUAAUGUAAUAGCCCCUAAGAGUGAUAAUAUUAAUCAUGUCAACCAACUAGCAGGUGGAAAUCACCUUAGAGCCUACUUAGACUGAUCCAGUGCCCAAAGUCAUCAAAGUCAUCUCUCUGCUGGCCAGUCACCCUUGAAUUCUUGGGAGGACCUUUUUUCCUCGCCUCCAGAUUUUGGAGCAAGAGCUUUGAACAGCCCACACACCCUGCUUCCUUCCAUCUGACCUUCAGUUCACUUUGUCACCCUUGGAAAAGUCUGUUUUUCUUUAACUAAAAAUAACUAAAAUGCUUACUCUGCUGUGUGUCUUUAAACACUAGGUUGAAAAGGCCUCUCUGCCUCCCUCUCUUCUUGUGUAAUCACAUGGUCUAAAGGCUGAGCCCCAGUGCUGCCUCCAGCCACCAUGGCAUAUGGUAUUUAUGGUUCAGGGAGGCCUGCUGCCUAUUGCACCUGUGGCCACACUUGCUGAGUUGAGUCCAGUUUAUAAUUGGUAUCCUGGUUUCUGGGCCCUCAUCCCUCGCCACCCCUCUUAUCAUUUUCUACUCCCAUCAGUGUUUUGAAAGAUUUUUUUCUGCUACACUGCUGGGGAUUCGAAAGGAGUGAUAGUUGUUGAGUACCUAGAAUACACUUGGUGUGUUAUAUACCUUGGCUUAUAGCAUCCUCACAGUACCCUGCAGGCAGGGUAAAAGCCAUAUUAAAGAUGAGAUUGAGGUCUAGAGAAUGACUUGCCCGAGGCUUCACAACUGUGACACAGUUUCUGACUCCAAAAGCUCUGUUGUUUUUCUGCACUUUCUUCUCAGAAUUCCCCACUGGUCCACUUUAUCUGAGUGAGCUCAUCCUGGGUGAACGUCUGCCUUCCUUCCCUCAGACUCUGGUGUGGGUGUGUGAGAGCCGGGUCCCAGAAUGUGCCUGCUACUAGUGGCUGUAGGCCACUACAUCAUCCAUCCAGUAGCACUUUGGGAUUUUGUCCCCCAGAAACCACAUGUAUUUAUGUUUUAUUGGGUUUUUCUUUUUGUCUUUUGUUUCUUGUUACAGAGGAGAGAUUUAAAACUACACAGUAUAAACCUUAAAAUCCCCCUUAGUUGUCCUUCAUUCACCAAAAGUAACCUUUGUCUACAGUGAAUUCUUCCAUCUGGCAAAAAUACUUUUCUAAAUUUUCCAGCAAAAGUUUCCUUAAUGGUUAUCAGGGAAGUAAAAGAUGUACCCUUGAGAGCCUGGGGGUGUAGGUUAUCAGGGCAAAAAUUUUUUAAAAUCUCCCUUUUUAGUGAAAGAUAAUAGGGAUUUUUCUACUCCAUAAUAUACCCAUAUUUGUCUUAAUAGCAGUAAUCCUUUCAAAUAAUUUUCCCCAAAUCUCCAAAGAAAACGGAUUCUCGGGAUCCCUGGGUGGCACAGCGGUUUGGCGCCUGCCUUUGGCCUGGGGCGCGAUCCUGGAGACCCGGGAUCAAAUCCCGCUUCGGGCUCCCUGCAUGGAGCCUGCUUCUCCCUCUGCCUGUGUCUGCCUCUCUGUCUCUCUCUGUGUGACUAUCAUGAAUAAAUAAAUAAUCUUAAAAAAAAAAAAAAAGAAAGAAAAAACAGAUUCUCUGGGAAAAUACUGCAGGUUUGCUCUGUCCCAGUAGACUCAGGAAGCACACCUGAGGCAAGGGUAAUUAUAGGACCAGAGCAAAAUGACCCUGGAUCAGUAAUGAUCUCAGAUUCGGUUUUAAAAGUGAGAUAUGGAAUGAAUGAAUGAAUAAAUAAGUAAAUAAAUAAAUAAAAGUGA
Messenger RNA from Nyctereutes procyonoides (raccoon dog), 2156 nucleotides. It is a transcript of the gene DYNLRB1, whose product is annotated as dynein light chain roadblock-type 1. The coding region runs from base 80 to 370 and encodes 96 amino acids. Lineage: Eukaryota; Metazoa; Chordata; Mammalia; Carnivora; Canidae. Gene Ontology annotation, biological process: microtubule-based movement. The transcript is spliced from 4 exons. Gene Ontology annotation, molecular function: dynein intermediate chain binding. The record is from RefSeq and is a predicted model, not a curated record. Gene Ontology annotation, cellular component: cytoplasmic dynein complex; cytoplasm; centrosome.